GUGUGUAGGCGUGUGCAUGUGUGUGUGUGUGCGCGAAGUCAGACCCUCGUGCACGCGCGCGGUUAGAGAGAGACCUCCCCGGUCCACAGUGGCUCAGUGUUUUGGAGAGUAACCUGUGGGUCGAUGCACCGCAGCGAGGAGCAUGAACACAAGGAUCCUGCAGCUCAGAGGACCAGAGAGAGAGAAAGGGAGAGAGAAGGGGAGAGAGAGAGAGAGAGAGAGAGCGAGAGAGAGAGAGGAAGGUGCACACCAGCGAGCUGAACCCUCAGGGCUGUCUGUAGGGAACCAUGUGCAGCUCCCUGAGCCCCAAACAUCCCAUCGGCCCCGGCCUUACGGACAUGCAGCAGUACCACCAGUGGCUGGCCAGUCGACAUGAAGCCAGCCUGCUGCCCAUGAAGGAGGACCUGGCCCUGUGGCUCAGUGAUAUCCUCGGUCUGGAAAUCACCGCCGAGAGCUUCAUGGAUCGCUUAGACAAUGGCUUCCUGUUGUGCCAGCUGGCUGGGACACUGCAGGAGAAGUUCAGGCAAAGCAACGGAGACCCGCCUGCCCUUGGCAACACAAAGCCACAGAGUAUCCCCAAUCGGAGGAUACCAUGCCGGCAGAGUGCCCCCUCUGGCUCUUUCUUUGCACGGGACAACACAGCUAACUUCCUGGCCUGGUGUCGUCAGGUUGGAGUUGGUGAAACGUGUCUGUUUGAGUCAGAGGAUUUAGUUCUUCACAGGCAGCCACGGGAGGUGUGCCUCUGUCUUUUAGAGUUGGGGCGGAUAUCAUCACGGUACAAUGUGGAGCCUCCAGGCCUCAUACAACUUGAGAGAGAGAUUGAGCAAGAAGAGAAAGCACCUCUACCUCCUCCAUCGCCUUCAUCUCCAGCUCAGCCCCUCCCUCCAUCUCCCGCCUCCUCUCCUUCCCCUUCUCCUUCUCCCUCUGCCUCCCCGACUCCUCCCAAAGUGACGUCCAGCAAGAAAAGCACAGGGAAGCUGUUGGAUGAUGCUGUAAGAAGUAUCGCUAAUGACCCCCCCUGCAGGUGUCCGAAUAAAUUCUGUGUAGACAGACAGUCGCAGGGUCGAUACCGUGUUGGGGAGAAGAUGCUUUUCAUCCGAAUGCUGCACAACAAGCAUGUGAUGGUGCGUGUGGGCGGAGGCUGGGAGACCUUUGAGAGCUACCUGCUGAAGCACGACCCGUGCCGCAUGCUCCAGUUCUCCCGGGUGGAGGGCAAGAUGUCUCCUGUCAGCAGCAAGUCCCCUAACAUCAAGGACCUGACCCCCGACAGCUACCUGGUGGUGGCAGCCCACUACCGCAGCAAAAAGUGAGGACAUGAGACAGAUAAAAGAGCCAUUGAUAAAAGAGCACAGAAGACAACUUCUCUCUGUUGUGUCCUCCACACUUUAAUGGACAUGGAUGUCUAACAAAUGUCUGGUUUUAUAAAAGUUCAGUGGCUAUAGACAUUCAUGGAAACCUCACUGGUGUAACAGUGAUGCUUUGUUUUUUAUGAAAAAAAAAAAGAGGCACAUGGAAGUUUUUGAUCACAUAAAGGCUGCAGUCAUACAAGGAGGUUUCAUUAAAUUUUACGUAAUUGUAAAAUUAAAGCUUUUGAAUUUUUUUUUUUAUCGUUUCAACUGGGUACAAAUAACUGUACAAAUUUUGUUGUGAUGUUUAUCAAUCUCUAAUCGUAUUUUAAGCAAUAUACAGUUAUACUUUUUCUAGGUACGAUUUUUGCAGAUUUUAGUGCACAUGCUCUUAUUUGAAUGCAGAAGGCCUGUGGUACCUGUCUGUAUUAUAUAUAUAUAUAUCGAAAACAUACAUUUUCUGAAUAAAGCUGAGUAAGUUGUGGGGGUUCCAGGGUCUUCAGGAAGCUAGUUCUCCUUGGAGACCUGGAGUGGAUUCCAACACCAAGGCAUUGUUUUUCAUGUUUUCUUUUUGACUUUAUCUGAUAUUUCUGUCCUAAAUGCAUUAACAGUACAUUGAAAAUAUAAAUAGUUCUAGUAGAUGCCACACUCAACUGAACUUGCAUCGUCCAUGGAACUCUUCCAGGCCAAAGUCAUGUGAUGAACCAAAUAUUUACGUGGCAGUCUACUGUGUAGUAUUUGUGUAGAACAACAUGUCUCUCCUUCAAACCAAUUGCCAGCCAUAAAAUGUAGUAGCUUUUACCCUCUCAUGUCACGAGGCUGUCUCAGUGUCUCAAUGCUUCACUUGUUUACAUCCUUGAUGACUAUUCUAUGCAAUGCAAUUUUAUACAACUGUCAUUUUAUUAUAGAUAAUUGUUAGAGUAGCUCCUGUUUUAUAUAAUUUCUAUAGUGAGAACAUGGACAAUCACCUGCACUAGUUGCAGUAUGUAGUUUAACAGAACCUUGUUUUUUUGUGAUAUAACAUGUACAUUAUUUGAGGAUCUACAGUUCUUGGGUUUGUACUGCUAUUGGCCUCUAGAGGCAGUGCAAUCGCUGAAAUCAGAGGAGGAAUCGGUUUCCGAGGUUUAGAUUUUUGCAGUGAUGAGACUUAAUUCUCGAUGUGAUCAUAUUCAAUCGGUUCAUUUGUCAAACUUCUUCUUUGAAAUGUAAUGAGGGACUGUCAGAGAGGUCAGUGGCUGUGCAGUGUAACUCACAGACGUGUAUGUGCAGUAAAUAAGACCAGUUUCUGUUCUCAGAUGUACAUUUUCAAUAAACUCUCAAAACUUGAAUCUUAAAAA
Molecule: messenger RNA, 2683 nt
Organism: Pleuronectes platessa (European plaice)
Lineage: Eukaryota; Metazoa; Chordata; Actinopteri; Pleuronectiformes; Pleuronectidae
Gene: gas2a
Product: growth arrest-specific protein 2
Exons: 8
Coding region: 288-1310 (340 amino acids)
Biological process (GO): actin crosslink formation
Cellular component (GO): actin filament
Molecular function (GO): microtubule binding; cytoskeletal adaptor activity; actin filament binding
Source: RefSeq, a predicted model, not a curated record